AUGCGGCCAUCAAUGCGCCUCCCUCUGCGGGAGGUAAACUUCAUUUGCUCCAGCUGCAGAAUUGAAGCCACUCCCCGUAUCUCACCAUUCGGUCAAUUCCGCCGUUAUGCCUCCGACUCCCCCGGAAUCCUCGAGCGCACUCGGCGCAGCCUUUGGGGCACAGAUAAGCCCCCAGGCCCGGCAGAUCCGUACUCUGGAAGCCAGAUUAUGCCCGAUCCCAAUGCCGCUCCCGAAGAGUCGAACCCAGACGAACAGUUCAGCCUUUCCCAGGGUACUGAGGGCAAGGUUGAAGAUAUUGAGAACCUGAACUGGGAGGAAAUGCCCAGACUCGGCUACCUGAUGGAGCAUGAAUGGCGCUACAAGGGCGAGAACCCUGAGGCUGAUACCGUCAAGGCAUGGUACGCCAACGAAAAUCCUCUUACAACCAGGGAGGCAGCCCACCAGGCCGCUGUGGAGAUUGCUUUGAAGCAGAUUGUCGGGGUACAAGUCACCAACUCAACUAUUAAAGAGCACGAUCCAGAGAUUCUUGCCCAGAUCAAGUCCUGCAAGAUCGAAGGCCAGGCUGAGCAAUGGGGCGAUCGUCUCCGCUUCCCCGACACCACAACCAUGGAAAAUCUUUUGCGCCAUGUAGCAAACGACAGUUCCAAAAAGGUCGAUUCCAACCAAAUCCUAGAGCAAUUGAAGAGCUCUGGCAAGCUGGAGAACCGCCUGUACGACGCGAAUGCCACCGAGCCGAUUAGCGAGAGCCUCAGGUCGUUGCCGCUUGAUAAUGGAAACGUCAAGCUUGCUUUCUUCACCCACUUCUCUCAACUGACUGCCCGCCACAUUUCCAACUCCGUCGUUACCGCCUCUGCUACUGUCGGAAAGGUCUUCACCGCACAGGAAGCCCUUCGCAAAAAGACAAAGAGACUGACCCCUGUGCUUCUCCAUGAGUUGAUGGACAAGAACGGCACCGCUGCAUUGCCUAAUGUUAAGAUCUCUGAUGUCCGCCAGACUCGCCACCACAACGAUGAGGAUCUUGGCCGUAAGAAGGCCAUUGUGACUGCUCUCUUCGAGAACGGUCUCAUUACCAAGAGUCUGGGCCAGAAGCGGGCGCGGCGCUGGGAUGAGGCCGAGUCUGCGGCUGCCUAG
This is a messenger RNA of Penicillium paradoxum, 1131 nucleotides long. RefSeq names its product mitochondrial 54S ribosomal mL50 protein. The record is from RefSeq and is a predicted model, not a curated record. Gene Ontology annotation, cellular component: mitochondrion. The transcript is spliced from 3 exons. Bases 1 to 1131 code for a protein of 376 amino acids. NCBI's taxonomy places the organism in Eukaryota, Fungi, Ascomycota, Eurotiomycetes, Eurotiales, Aspergillaceae.